Molecule: messenger RNA, 1445 nt
Organism: Saccostrea cuccullata (small rock oyster)
Lineage: Eukaryota; Metazoa; Mollusca; Bivalvia; Ostreida; Ostreidae
Product: S-adenosylmethionine synthase-like
Exons: 8
Coding region: 45-1277 (410 amino acids)
Biological process (GO): S-adenosylmethionine biosynthetic process
Cellular component (GO): cytosol
Molecular function (GO): ATP binding; methionine adenosyltransferase activity
Source: RefSeq, a predicted model, not a curated record
UGUGGCCUCUUUUCCACUCAGUAGAAACAUCGUAACGAUACAAGAUGUCUACGCCAACAGUAAACGGCCUCAAUGGAAGUCAUUACCAAGAAAUAAACCACCAUUAUGCAGAAGAAUGCAGCCAGGACGAUAUUGGCACCUUUUUAUUCACAUCAGAAUCAGUGGGAGAGGGACAUCCAGACAAAAUCUGUGACCAGGUUAGUGAUGCCAUUUUGGACGCUCAUCUGAAACAGGAUCCUAACGCUAAAGUGGCCUGUGAGUCAGUGUCCAAGACGGGAAUGAUCCUGGUGUGUGGAGAAAUCACAUCUAAAGCAGUGGUAGAUUAUCAGGAUGUGAUCCGUGGCACCAUUAAACAAAUUGGAUAUGAUGACUCUAGCAAAGGUUUCGACUACAAGACCUGCAAUGUUUUGAUUGCUUUGGAACAGCAGAGCCCCGACAUUGCCCAGGGUGUGCAUGUUGACAGAGACGAUGACAAUAUUGGAGCAGGAGACCAGGGUCUUAUGUUUGGAUAUGCCACAGACGAGACUGAGGAAUGCAUGCCUUUGACCGUUGUUUUGUCACAUCAGCUUAAUGCCAGAAUUGCACAGCUUAGGAGAAGUGGGGAAUUAAGCUGGGCCAGACCUGACACAAAGACACAAGUUACAAUCGAGUACAAGUACGAUAAAGGAGCUUGUGUACCACUUCGUGUUCAUUCAGUUGUAAUUUCUGCUCAACAUGACGAAACUGUGACUCUAGAAAAGUUGAGGAAAGAGCUGAUGGAAAAAGUUGUGAACUAUGUGAUUCCACAGAAAUACCUAGACAAAGACACAAGAUAUCAUAUUCAGCCAUCAGGGAAAUUUAUUAUUGGUGGACCACAGGGUGAUGCUGGUUUAACGGGUAGGAAGAUCAUUGUGGAUACCUAUGGAGGUUGGGGUGCUCACGGUGGUGGUGCUUUCUCAGGAAAAGACUUCUCCAAAGUGGACAGAUCAGCUGCCUAUGCAGCCAGAUGGGUGGCCAAGUCUCUAGUCAAAGCUGGGCUGUGCAAACGUGUUCUUGUACAGGUCUCCUAUGCCAUUGGUAUUCCUGAACCAGUUUCCAUCACUGUAUUCAGUUAUGGAACAUCAAAAUAUUCUGAGAAACAACUCUUAGCUGUGAUCAACAAGAACUUUGACUUGAGGCCAGGAAAAAUUGUCAAGGAAUUGAAUUUGAGAGCCCCUAUUUACCAAAAGACAGCUUGUUACGGACAUUUUGGCCGUCCAGAUUUCCCAUGGGAAGUACCAAAGAAGCUUAUUCUGUAAGCCUCUCCAGCGGAGUCCCAUAGACAAUGUCAUAUUUGUAUAUACAACAUUAAACAUUUGUGAUUCCAAAAGGGGAGUAGCCACAGUAGUUAAAAGACUAGUCAGACCAGACUUGAAAGAUCCGAUUUUGUAGUUAGACUUGACACAAAUUAUGAUCAAUGCCAUAUA